Penicillium manginii is the source of this 1841-nucleotide messenger RNA. RefSeq lists its product as uncharacterized. NCBI's taxonomy places the organism in Eukaryota, Fungi, Ascomycota, Eurotiomycetes, Eurotiales, Aspergillaceae. The transcript is spliced from 6 exons. Bases 90 to 1841 code for a protein of 583 amino acids. The record is from RefSeq and is a predicted model, not a curated record.
CGUCUCCUAGUCAGUCAGAAACGGAUGACCUGGAGUGUAGACUCUAUGCUUAUACUAAGAGUCACUUCAAGCUAUCGGCCAGGGUGCAUAUGUCCCAUCUCGUCUUUGAAACGGGAUUUAAGCGACGUAUGGAUCAGCGUCGGAAUGUUCGCCGCCUCGAACGAAUCUUGAAAAUACAAGGUUGCAAUCGUUUGAUGAAGGAAAAUUAUGUGUCCGUCAUAGUAUCCCAGGCAGACUGGCAACAUCGGGUGCAUCCGCGGUCGGACAACGGGAUUCUUCCUAGCUUGCAUGUGGAUUGGGAUUACGGAUUACGAGCGCUAGACCACGAGAAUCUAAUUGUUGCCGCUAGAAAUACACUCGCAUUCAACAACCAAUGGUGGAUAGUGGAUGUCUAUGUGGCUGAUGAAGAAUCGGAUAACCUCAAUGUAACUGCCCACAAGCUCCAGGGAAGACUCCUCCAAUCAUUACGAGAACGAUUUUCAAACGAGCAUCGGCCAUCAGAUGGGUUGAUAUAUGAGCGUAUCAAUUACUAUGAGGGCCGUCUUGACGGGCCCGAGAAUCAACGGGCAGCGGAAAGCUGGUGGGCGGCCCUAGAGAACCAGUUCCUGACCCGUCAGUUGAACUCGCUACUUGCCAUUCCAGGGCUUUGGGAUGGAAUGCAGAUUGGAAACCUGCACAAAGUUACCGCUAUGCACUGUGAUGAGGCAAUUUCGUGCUAUUGGAGAAGUAUUUUGACCACAUUCCUAGCCAUUGUUGGAGGCCACAUCCAGAGCUUACAAUUAAUUGACGGUGUUACUGUCAACCUCAUCGAGUCCCGAGUCCCGAAAAGGAAGUUUGACGAAGGCGUGCUUUUCCCCAGUUUUUCGGAAAAUGAUCGACGGGAGAUCUGGAACCGAUUGAAAGAGAUUGACUCUCCACUUCCAUCAUUAAAGACAUUUUUCAGAGACCGUCUCUAUCUGGAAGUACCACAGAGUGUCAUGAAGCAACUAUUUCUCCAACCAAAUAGUACUGAUGAUAAAGUGACAAUCAACAAUGGUGAAAUCGGAUCAACGCUCGACCCGGCAGCCCGAAAGGCCAGGUUUCGAAUUUACAUUCUGGAGCUCUGGCACUUCAGCUUCCAGUACGGAUUCGAAAUGACCGAUUGGAGGCGGCUCAAAUCAUCAAGUGGUUUGGCAUUCGGAACAGCGUCUAGUCAGCAGCACUUGAAUCUGCCCAACCGUACAGAUAUCUGGAACCAUUUUCACAUGAAAAUAAUGACCAUGGGUCUCCGAACACCCAACGCUAUCGACCUUUCUGCCUCGCCAGUCGUAUUACCAACCGAGAUACCUUGCGACUACCCUGAAGAUGCAUCAGACGAAGUGGAUGUCAAGAAAAGGAGUGGUAAACCCUCAAUAGAUACUAUGGAAGCCGACCGAUACGCUCUAUCAGUGAUGUCGCUGAAGGAAAGAAGGAUAGAAACCCGUGUCACGUCGAGAUUUCUCCGUAUAUCGGUGUUCAAGAAAUUCUUCGGUUAUUUAAUGGACCAUGAUGCCAUGAGUGGCCAGCUGCUAUGGCCCGAGCUUCUGGAAGACAGCACUCCGCAUAUUAGCGAGAAUAAUGAUGAGGACACGCCGACUCUUUAUACACCGGGAUUGGAUAGUUCGAACUGGACCAAUACCAGUUCUGGAGUCCAUGGGUCGGAAUCUCAUGUGUAUCAUAGCAUACCCUACAUGGAUUUACCGGAUGAUUCUGAAAGCAGCUUCGAGUCCGCCCCGUUUCCGAGCAGCUAUGAGUCCACUCCAUUUCCUCCUUCAAUUUUGAUGAGCACGGCUCCGUUCCCAAAUCCCCAUCCCUCCAUUUGA